This is a messenger RNA of Aspergillus alliaceus, 1161 nucleotides long. RefSeq names its product PLP-dependent transferase. Gene Ontology annotation, molecular function: L-aspartate:2-oxoglutarate transaminase activity; pyridoxal phosphate binding. Gene Ontology annotation, cellular component: cytosol. The record is from RefSeq and is a predicted model, not a curated record. Lineage: Eukaryota; Fungi; Ascomycota; Eurotiomycetes; Eurotiales; Aspergillaceae. The transcript has 5 exons. Bases 1 to 1161 code for a protein of 386 amino acids. Gene Ontology annotation, biological process: L-aspartate biosynthetic process.
AUGUCCCAAUUUGCUGGUCUUUCUGAGGGAACGCUCGACGUUGCUUUUGCCUUGAUUGAGGCGUACAAGGAAGAUCCAUCGCCUUGCAAAUUUGAUCUCACUCCGGGGUUCUACCCUAUGGCCAAGCAAGCCUUGCUAAGCGAUCCAACCGCGGAUCACGAACAUUUGCCGAUCCUCGGCCAUGCUGGACUGCUCGAUAGUGCCCAAAGACUUGUAUUUGGUGCAACAGCCGAGGAGGUCAAGACCAUCGCUUCCAUCCAGACUAUUGCGGGCACCGGGGCAAAUCACCUCGGUGCCUUACUUUUGACCAAGUCUAGCUGCCCUCGGACAGUCUGGAUCUCGGACCCCACGUGGAUCAAUCAUCACGAAAUCUGGCGGUUACUAGACAGCGGCAUCAAGCGUCAGACAUACCCCUACUUCGAUAAUAAAUCAUUUACUAUCGAUUACAACGGGAUAAUAUCCACCCUCCAGCUGAAGGCCACAGAGGGUGACGUUGUGGUCUUGCACGGCUGCGCACAUAAUCCUACUGGGCACGACUUUACCAAGGAUCAGUGGAAGGCCAUUGCCAAUGUUUGGGAACAGAAAAAGCUUGUUCCUUUCUUUGAUCUGGCCUACCAGGACUUUGCCACCGGAGAUUUGGCUGAAGAUGUCUGGUCCGUACGGCAUUUCUUCCGCAACGCGUCGCUGGAAAUUUUAGUGGCGCAAUCAUUUCCCCAGAACUUUGGUCUGUAUGGCGAACGUGUCGGCGCGCUCCACGUUGUAUGCCGGACGGAGGUCACUAGAUUGAAGGUCCACAACAUGCUUACACGACUGUCUCGCGCUGAGAUAACAACAUCCCCUAUCAACGGCGCUAGAACUAUGGCAAAAGUACUCGGAGACAAAGACUUGAAACAGCAGUGGCAAAAUGAUCUGUUCCAUAUGAGUGACCGUAUGAGGUCAAUGCGAGAAAGAUUAGUGAAUGCACUUCAGAAGCGUCAAACACCAGGUUCGUGGGAUCACAUAUUGAUGGAUAUUGGAAUGUUCUCAAUGACAUGCUUGCAGCCAGGACAGAUCCGGGCACUGAAAGAAGAAUAUCAUGUAUAUCUUCUUCCUUUGGGAAGAAUAUCCACAACAGGCUGUUCGCUUUUCCACACUGUCAUUGUUGCUGCCAAACCCGAGUAA